CUGUUGCUUCGCGAGUUUCAAUCGUGGUGUGCUAUUUUCGCAUAUCACCAGGCGCCUAGCUUGAAUCGUUGAUUCGCGGGUGGGCAUAAGCCUGAAGCUUGUUGACAAUUAAAAGUGAGAAUUAUUUGCGAAAGGAAUAUUCCACCAGUCUUUCGCGACACCUCAAAACAGUCAGUUCAAAUGCCCAGAAUGGCUUCGUGGGGACCGAUAAAAAUUAGCACCACAUCAUCAAAAUUCCAGCGAAAAGCUAGCCAACUCAAUGCCGAGGAUCCGAACAGCUCCAGUGGGUUAUCGUUCACCGAAACCCUGAUGGAGGCACUGGCGAAGCGCAAGAAUCGCUUCAAAGAGAUAACGGAAGAGUUGAAUCAACGCAUCAACAAGGAGGAACAGGAAGGAACGUACGUCAAAUCACCGAUCAACGAGGAAACGAUUCGCAGCAUCAUGCAGCGGGUCAUCGAGCGGCAGUUCAAAGCCGAUGGCGAGGGCGAAAAGUACGUCUACGAUCCGGCCAACAAUCUCAAGAUGAGUGAAACGUUAGCCAAGCAGAUCCGGGAUCGGAUCAAGAAUCUGCAGUAUCCGAGAUAUCGAGUCGUCAGUUUUGUGACCGUGGUGGAAAAGAAGCAACAGGGGCUGUCCUACAAAAUGAAGUACAUUUUGGAUCCCAAUUUGGAUAAUUUCGUUCGAUUCUACUAUGAAACGUCUCAUCUGUGCAUCGUGGCAACAGCUAUUUUGAUUCAUAAAGAUUAGCUACGCAUCAUGUGAUCCUCAAAAUAGAAUAA
Molecule: messenger RNA, 779 nt
Organism: Uranotaenia lowii
Lineage: Eukaryota; Metazoa; Arthropoda; Insecta; Diptera; Culicidae
Product: dynein light chain Tctex-type protein 2B-like
Exons: 3
Coding region: 181-747 (188 amino acids)
Biological process (GO): microtubule-based movement
Cellular component (GO): cytoplasm; cytoplasmic dynein complex
Molecular function (GO): dynein intermediate chain binding
Source: RefSeq, a predicted model, not a curated record